CUGACUCAUCGUGUGACCCUGAGCAAGUCUCUUAACCUCCUUGUGCUCCGUCUUUCGGGUGAGACGGUUUUGUAAGUGACUUUGCAGCUGGUGCAUAGUUCACACACCCUAGUCUCUCAUAUCUUGUAAAACGCUUUGUGAUGGUGACCCACUUCUUCCUCCACCCCAACAAAUACUGUGAUGCCACACCUCCUCCCUCCCCUCUCCUGAACCUCCAGAGGCACAACUCUGGAGCAUCUGCUUAUCUGCGUCACACUCUCUCCGAAAGUACCAUCGUGCAACAGGUUCUCGCUGACCUUGGCUUCAUGGAUCUUGUGUUUCUGCUCGAGUCCAACGCCCUUUCGGUUCUCCUGGGGUUGGUUGUGUUGCUGGUCCUGGUUUUAAUGAGCCGCGGGUCUAGCGGUAAGACCAGUAGGCUGCCCCCCGGACCCUCUCCCUGGCCUGUACUCGGGAACUUGCUGCAGGUGGAUUUGAAGAAGCCGUACAAAUCUUACCUAGAGCUCAGUCAGAAAUAUGGUUCGGUGUUCACAGUGUGGUUGGGUCCGAAGCCGGUGGUGAUUCUCAGCGGUUACGAGACGAUAAGGGACGCUCUGGUGAACCAAGCAGAGGAGUUCAGUGGGAGAGCCAACUACCCCACAUUACUGAGAGUGACCGGUGGUUAUGGGGUGCUGGUCAGCAGCGGGGAGAGGUGGAAACAGCUCCGCAGGUUUUCCAUCACCACGCUGAAGAAUUUCGGGAUGGGACGGAGGAGCAUUGAGGAGAGAAUCCAAGAGGAAGCAAAGUCUGUGGUUGAGGCCUUUGCAGAAAAAGGAGGAGCUCUUUUUAACCCCAAAUUCAUCCUUUACAAUGCGGUCUCCAAUGUCAUCUGCUCCAUUGUCUUUGGAAAGAGGUUUCAAUACAACGACGAACAGUUCCAGCAUCUUCUGCUGACAAUAGACAGCUAUUUCAAGGUUCUCAGCAGCUCCACUGGAAUGCUCUACAACAUGUUCCCCAAUGUUGUCAAACACCUUCCUGGAACUCAUAACAAGAUGUUCGAAGAGAUAGAAAAUCUCAAGGACUUUGUGAAGGAACAAGCUCAAAGCCGGGAGAAAGACCUGGACCCUGACUGCCCUGGUGACUUCAUAGAGGCCUUCAUGAUCAAAAUGCAACAGGAGAAAGACAACCCCGAGACUGAAUUCCACUAUGAAAACCUGGUGGCGACGGUGUUCAAUCUGUUCUCUGCUGGGACAGAAACCACUGCCUCCACAUUGAGACAGGCUCUGCUGAUCAUGAUCAAGUACCCCCACAUUCAAGAGAAGAUUCAUCGCGAGAUCGACGCUGUGAUUGGCUCGGAGCGAAGCCCCUCUACCCAGGACAGGCAGCACAUGCCCUACACAGACGCUGUGAUUCAUGAAGUCCAGAGGUCAAUGGAUCUUGCACCGACUGCAGUCCCUCACAAAGUGAUUAAAGACACUGAAUUCAAAGGAUACUCCAUUCCAGAGGGGACCAUGGUGCUGCCCCUGCUGUCCUCAGUCCUGUCUGACUCCAAUCUGUGGAAAACCCCUGACAAAUUCAACCCCGAGCACUUUCUGGAUGAAGACGGAGGCUUCAAGAAGAACGACGCCUUCCUGGUCUUUUCUCUAGGGAAGCGGGUUUGCCUGGGAGAGGGGCUGGCUAGGAUGGAGCUUUUCCUUUUCUUCACCUCUCUCCUGCAGAAGUUCCGCUUCACCGGGACUCAGCCCCCGGAAGAGAUAGACGUCAGCCCUGCUCUGAGCAGCUUCGGGAAACUGCCCAAAGCUUACGAGUUCUACGCCCACCGCAGGUCCUCCAGAGGCACAACUCUGUUGCACCUGCUUAUCUGCGUCACACUCUCUCCGAAAGCUACCUUCGUGCAACAGGUUCUCGCUGACCUUGGCUUCAUGGAUCUUGUGUUUCUGCUCGAGUCCAACGCCCUUUCGGUUCUCCUGGGGUUGGUUGUGUUGCUGGUCCUGGUUUUAAUGAGCCGCGGGUCAAGCGGUAAGACCAGUAGGCUGCCCCCCGGACCCUCUCCCUGGCCUGUACUCGGGAACUUGCUGCAAGUGGAUUUGAAGAAGCCGUACAAAUCUUACCUAGAGCUCAGUCAGAAAUAUGGUUCGGUGUUCACAGUGUGGUUGGGUCCGAAGCCGGUGGUGAUUCUCAGCGGUUAUGAGACGAUAAGGGACGCUCUGGUGAACCAAGCAGAGGAGUUCAGUGGGAGAGCCAACUACCCCACAUUACUGAGAGUGACCGGUGGUUAUGGGGUGCUGGUCAGCAGCGGGGAGAGGUGGAAACAGCUCCGCAGGUUUUCCAUCACCACGCUGAAGAAUUUCGGGAUGGGACGGAGGAGCAUUGAGGAGAGAAUCCAAGAGGAAGCAAAGUCUGUGGUUGAGGCCUUUGCAGAAAAAGGAGGAGCUCUUUUUAACCCCAAAUUCAUCCUCUACAACGCGGUCUCCAAUGUCAUCUGCUCCAUUGUCUUUGGAAAGAGGUUUCAAUACAACGACGAACAGUUCCAGCAUCUUCUGCUGACAAUAGACAGCUAUUUCAAGGUUCUCAGCAGCUCCACUGGAAUGCUCUACAACAUGUUCCCCAAUGUUGUCAAACACCUUCCUGGAACUCAUAACAAGAUGUUCGAAGAGAUAGAAAAUCUCAAGGACUUUGUGAAGGAACAAGCUCAAAGCCGGGAGAAAGACCUGGACCCUGACUGCCCUGGUGACUUCAUAGAGGCCUUCAUGAUCAAAAUACAACAGGAGAAAGACAACCCCGAGACUGAAUUCCACUAUGAAAACCUGGUGGCGACGGUGUUCAAUCUGUUCUCUGCUGGGACAGAAACCACUGCCUCCACAUUGAGACAGGCUCUGCUGAUCAUGAUCAAGUACCCCCACAUUCAAGAGAAGAUUCAUCGCGAGAUCGACGCUGUGAUUGGCUCGGAGCGAAGCCCCUCUUCCCAGGACAGGCAGCACAUGCCCUACACAGACGCUGUGAUUCAUGAAGUCCAGAGGUCAAUGGAUCUUGCACCGACUGCAGUCCCUCACAAAGUGAUUAAAGACACUGAAUUCAAAGGAUACUCCAUUCCAGAGGGGACCAUGGUGCUGCCCCUGCUGUCCUCAGUCCUGUGUGACUCCAAGCUGUGGAAAACCCCUGACAAAUUCAACCCCGAGCACUUUCUGGAUGAAGACGGAGGCUUCAAGAAGAACGACGCCUUCCUGGUCUUUUCUCUAGGGAAGCGGGUUUGCCUGGGAGAGGGUCUGGCUAGGAUGGAGCUUUUCCUUUUCUUCACCUCUCUCCUGCAGAAGUUCCGCUUCACCGGGACUCAGCCCCCGGAAGAGAUAGACGUCAGCCCUGCUCUGAGCAGCUUCGGGAAACUGCCCAAAGCUUACGAGUUCUACGCCCACCGCAGGUGCUGAAGAUGGGCUGAGCAGAGAUCAGACGCAACAGAAUCCCCUUCACCCCCAUACCUGGUCUGUUCCCUGUAGUACUCUGCUUCUGCCACAAGAGGGAGGCAGCACAAUGCAUUAUACUGUGUUAUUCAUUCAAUAAAACAUUCCCUAUCUGAA
Messenger RNA from Acipenser ruthenus (sterlet), 3551 nucleotides. RefSeq lists its product as uncharacterized. The transcript is spliced from 18 exons. Gene Ontology annotation, molecular function: iron ion binding; heme binding; oxidoreductase activity, acting on paired donors, with incorporation or reduction of molecular oxygen, reduced flavin or flavoprotein as one donor, and incorporation of one atom of oxygen. The record is from RefSeq and is a predicted model, not a curated record. Lineage: Eukaryota; Metazoa; Chordata; Actinopteri; Acipenseriformes; Acipenseridae. Gene Ontology annotation, biological process: xenobiotic metabolic process. Bases 141 to 3401 code for a protein of 1086 amino acids. Gene Ontology annotation, cellular component: intracellular membrane-bounded organelle; cytoplasm.